Messenger RNA from Rhododendron vialii, 1007 nucleotides. RefSeq names its product protein MAINTENANCE OF MERISTEMS-like. The transcript is spliced from 2 exons. NCBI's taxonomy places the organism in Eukaryota, Viridiplantae, Streptophyta, Magnoliopsida, Ericales, Ericaceae. The coding region runs from base 41 to 700 and encodes 219 amino acids. The record is from RefSeq and is a predicted model, not a curated record.
GUAUUCUUAUUCCAUUUAAUCAUUAGUAAUUAUAUGUAUUAUGUGUAAUAAAAUGCAGGCAUGGGUUCGGGAGCAUUUUCCUAUGUUUCGACACGCUAGGGACCCAGCCUACACGGAGGACCUACCACUGGCAGCACGUUGGUUGUCACGUUGGGAGACUACCAUGGAGACCACUUACCACUACCGUGGGAUGUUAGACGAUCUACGUCCUAGUCAGGUUGUUUUUGACCCGUACACAGAUCGCAGGCAAGUAGUCGCAGAUGUUGUUUUUUACACGGGCUGCAACCGUGCCAUGGUCGUCUUUGAGCCGUAUCUACCUGAUAGAGUAUUGAGGCAGUUCGGCAUGGUGCAGUUGGUCCCUGGGCCUCCGUUAGUCCCAUUGCGAGGUAGUAAAGGCGCUAAUAGUCAUUCAUACAGUGUGGUUUACGCGUACACAGAUGGUCAAUGGGAAAAUUGGCGCGAUCAUGUCAUGAAUGCAGAGAAACGAGUUGCGAUUCAGCCUGGAGUCCCGUGGGAGUCACACCCCGACUACCUUCCUUGGUUUUUGACGGUCUCCCACUUCAGGGUCUCACCCCGUCCCGUAGAGGUGCCGUAUACCGAGAGUACGGAAGAGCACAAUGCAGCGGCUUUGGCCAUUUUGGACAGUGUUUUGGGUGGGACUAGGGCUAGGACUUCAACUUGCCCGUAUGAACUACGAUAAGCACUUGUUGAAGUGCAGAUGACUUUGAGGGGACCGGAGGCUGCUGAAGCAAGCAUAGCAGGCCCUAGUUCUAAUCGUUACUCGAGUCGUUACACUAGGUGCCGGCGCCAUGACCGCACUUGAGACUUGGUGUUCUCUGGCUUGUUUUUAAUGGACUUUAUGGCUUGUUUUUGAUGGCCUUUAUGGCCUUGUAUUUAUUUUGGACACUUUAUGACCAUGGUUUAUGGACUACUUUUCGUGGCGGAAUGAAUUUUGUUUUAGUGCGGAUAACUAUUAGGAUAUUUGUAAUAAUUGGAUAUCGUUAAAA